This is a messenger RNA of Gambusia affinis (western mosquitofish), 1721 nucleotides long. It is a transcript of the gene rae1, whose product is annotated as ribonucleic acid export 1. The transcript is spliced from 14 exons. Gene Ontology annotation, cellular component: nuclear pore. Gene Ontology annotation, biological process: RNA export from nucleus; transcription-dependent tethering of RNA polymerase II gene DNA at nuclear periphery. Gene Ontology annotation, molecular function: ubiquitin binding; RNA binding. NCBI's taxonomy places the organism in Eukaryota, Metazoa, Chordata, Actinopteri, Cyprinodontiformes, Poeciliidae. The coding region runs from base 209 to 1315 and encodes 368 amino acids. The record is from RefSeq and is a predicted model, not a curated record.
GCGGUAGUCUGGGUGCAUGACGGGACAUGCAAAUGUGCUUCCAGUGAGACGCUGCAGCUCUGCUUUAACAGAGCAGGGGAGCAGGUGGCGAUAAUGAGGCUAUUAGCUGGUUUUCGAACAUCUAUAGAAUCGCCGAAUAAAACGAAGUCAUCAAACUGCGACACAGACGCACUGCAGUGCCGUACAUUCGGUGCGCCUUUAAUGCAUUAUGAGUUUGUUCGGAACGGCUUCCAGCUUUGGAACAGGAGGGACUGGUGUUUUUGGAAGCACGACAACCGACAGCCAUAAUCCCAUGAAGGAUGUCGAAGUGACCUCGCCUCCAGAUGACAGCAUCAGCUGCAUGGCGUUCAGUCCCCCAACCAUGCCAGGAAACUUCCUUAUUGCGGGAUCCUGGGCGAAUGAUGUGAGAUGUUGGGAGGUGCAGGACAACGGACAGACCGUCCCCAAAGCCCAACAGAUGCACACGGGUCCGGUGCUGGGUGUCUGCUGGAGCGACGAUGGCAGUAAGGUGUUCACCGCGUCAUGCGACAAGACGGCCAAGAUGUGGGAUCUUAGCAGCAACCAAGCGAUGCAGAUUGCACAGCAUGACGGUCCAAUCAAAUCAAUCCACUGGAUAAAAGCCCCAAACUACAGCUGUGUCAUGACCGGCAGCUGGGAUAAAACACUGAAGUUUUGGGACACCCGCUCCCCCAACCCCAUGAUGUCCCUGCAGAUGCCCGAGAGAUGCUACUGUGCCGACGUUGUGUAUCCCAUGGCAGUGGUAGCCACAGCUGAAAGAGGCCUUAUAGUGUACCAGUUGGAGAACCAGCCUUCUGAGUUUCGCAGAAUAGACUCCCCUCUCAAACACCAGCACCGCUGUGUUGCCAUAUUUAAGGACAAGCAGAACAAGCCAACAGGCUUUGCACUGGGAAGCAUUGAGGGCAGAGUGGCGAUCCAUUACAUCAAUCCGCCAAACCCAGCCAAAGAUAACUUCACCUUCAAGUGCCACAGGUCCAAUGGAACCAACACAACCACUCCACAGGACAUCUAUGCUGUUAACGCCAUCUCCUUCCAUCCCGUCCACGGCACACUGGCCACCGUGGGCUCCGACGGACGCUUCAGCUUCUGGGACAAAGACGCGCGCACCAAGCUGAAGACCUCCGAGCAGCUCGACCAGCCAAUCACAGCUUGCUGCUUCAACAACAACGGCAACAUCUUCGCGUACGCCUCGAGUUACGACUGGUCAAAGGGCCACGAGUACUACAACCCCCAGAAAAAGAACUACAUCUUUCUGAGGAACGCCGCUGAGGAGCUGAAGCCUCGGAACAAGAAAUGAUUCGCCGUGCCAAGUCGCACCUCUUGUGGAGAAUUGCGGAAGACCUGCUGCUUUAGUGUGCGUGUAUGCGUUCGAGACAUGCUCCUUCCUUUCGACAGACAUCUGGACCAAUGCCGUGGCUCUCUGGUGCCUUGCAUGGACCAAUCAGUGGGGCCAACCCAUCUCGAUGUUGCAUGAUAGUUGGCCUUUUUUAAGUUUUCCGUAGAAGCGGAAGAGGGCUUUAAUUUGAUAUUCGUCUUGAUAUUUUUUUAAUGACUAUUUCAAUGUGUCCAAGUUGGUUGUUGUUUUUGUUUGGUUUUUCCCCCCCCCCCCACAACUUCCAAAAAGUUUUUCAUUUUCUUGUAAUUUUGCUGUUAUUGUUCCAUUAAAGAUAUUGGGAUGUAAAAUAAAUAAGUGCGCCCUCGUA